UGGGCGGAACCAAUAGUUAGCAUGUCCUUGACACUAAACCUCUAUUUCACAUACUCAUCAUUUGUUUUCUCGCCGUGAGAGGACGGAGAAGUGAAGAACGGAACGAGAGGUUGGUUGAGCGGCGCGAAGAGUUCUGCAGGUAUGGCGGCGGUGUUGCCCAGGACCCUUGGGGAGCUACAGCUCUAUAGGAUCCUCCAGAGGGCCAACCUGCUGUCCUACUACGAGGCCUUCAUCCAGCAGGGCGGAGACGACGUCCAGCAGCUGUGCGAGGCGGCCGAGGAGGAGUUCCUGGAGAUCAUGUCCCUGGUGGGCAUGGCCAGCAAGCCCCUCCACGUUAGGAGGCUCCAGAAGGGCCUGCGAGACUGGGUCACCAACCCGGCCCUGUUCAACCAGCGCCUGGCCCCUCUCCCUGUCUGCAGCAUCCCCGUCUACAAGCUGGAAGGUAGCGGUAAUUCUAACGCUAGCGCCCAUGUCAAAGUACCCAAGCUGCUGGUGGCGGUGUGCGGUGGGGAGCCCAGGAGGGGUGAGGCAGUGUCGUCAGGGGUGGGGGGCGAUGGAGGAGGGGGUUCGGCCUCUGGGUCUCCACUGCAGACUGGCAGCGAGCCUCGCUUCUGUGCCUCAUUGUCCUAUCACGGCGGGGGAGGGGGACUGGAGAGCGAACACAGCCUGUCCCCUGCAGAGUUGACCAUGGGUCUUGGUUCUCCCUUGCCAUCGUCCCCCCGCGGCGAGGAGGUACUAGACGCCGCAGCGUUGAGAUCGGUGGCGGAGUGCGUGGAGCGGCUGGCCCAGGCGCUGCCCCGGAGCGACCCGUCUGAGGUGAAGGAGGGGCUGAGGGGCAACAAGAAGCUGUCCAAGAUGAUCUGCCACAUCCUGGACAUGGAGGAGGAGGACCCGAGGAGGGCAGAAGAGAUACGCAAGUACAGCGCCAUCUAUGGACGCUUUGACUCCAAGAGGAAGGACGGCAAGCACCUCACGCUGCAUGAGCUGACAGUGAAUGAGGCAGCAGCUCAGUUGUGUAUAAAGGAGGUGUCCCUGCUGACCAGGAGAGAGGAGCUGUUUAGCCUGGCUAGACAGGUCUCUCGGGAGGUCACCUACAAAUACACCUACAGGACCAGCAAGUCUCAAUGUGGUGACAGAGAUGAGCCUUCUCCCAAGAGGAUCAAAACAGAGGAAGGCUUCUUCGACCUGCAGGAAGACCUGCAGGCCAUCCACAUGAGAAGGGAGGCCCUGAGAGAGCAGCUGGCCACAGCCAAGUCUAAAGGGGAGGAGACCACGGGGCGCAACGUCCAGCUGGGGCGUCUGCUGACCAGACAGAUGGAGAUCCAUCACGAAGCCCAGGCCCAGGACAGACUGCAGGCCCAGGACAGACUGCAGGCCCUGGAGUGGAAGGUCCCUCUGGGGGGCUUCAAGUUGAGACACAACACUGACCCAGAGCACCGCCACCAUGCCAACGGAGGUUCCACUGACAGCACCAGUCUACUACCAGGGGAGAGGCCACUGAUCCUGCGGGUGGCGGGUCAAAGGUCGGAAGGAGGCACACCCCUGGGGAAACAGCUAGCCAAUGAGCUGAAGAGGCAUCACGGCAACGGGGAGGGAAAGGCCCUGGCAACGAGUCACCAUGGCAAUGUCGAGGGCAAAACUCUGGCCAUAGAAAAUGGGAACAGGGCCGACUUCUGCCAAGGGGCUCUCAGCCUUUCUGACAAGAAGACCAUCAAAUCAGAGCCAGAGGAUUCCAGAUAGCAC
Messenger RNA from Coregonus clupeaformis (lake whitefish), 1743 nucleotides. RefSeq names its product NGFI-A-binding protein 1-like. The coding region runs from base 142 to 1740 and encodes 532 amino acids. The transcript has 8 exons. Gene Ontology annotation, molecular function: transcription factor binding; transcription coregulator activity. Gene Ontology annotation, cellular component: nucleus. The record is from RefSeq and is a predicted model, not a curated record. Lineage: Eukaryota; Metazoa; Chordata; Actinopteri; Salmoniformes; Salmonidae. Gene Ontology annotation, biological process: negative regulation of DNA-templated transcription.